Molecule: messenger RNA, 1827 nt
Organism: Lolium rigidum
Lineage: Eukaryota; Viridiplantae; Streptophyta; Magnoliopsida; Poales; Poaceae
Exons: 1
Coding region: 1-1323 (440 amino acids)
Source: RefSeq, a predicted model, not a curated record
AUGCCGGCAGCCGCCGCGCCCGCGCCCGCGCCGCCGGCGCCGAGCCUGGACGCGCGCACCGGUGGCCGCGUCCUGCGGCGAGCGAUGGGGCACCUCCUUCACCCGGCCUCGCUCCCCCCGCUCCUCCUCGCCGCGCUCCUGCUACUCCUCUUCCGGUCGGCCCUCUUCGCCGGCACGCUGCGCCUCUCCUCCUUUGCCGACCGCGAUCCCGCCCUCCGUUCGCUUCUCCUCCGCCUCUCCCCUCCCGCCCCGCCCUCCCCGCCGCCUCCCCAGCACAACCUCCCCCGCCGGCGCUCCCCCUUCACCUCCUCAUCCUCCCUCUCCGACGACGACUUUCUCGUUGGAGCCCUCGACCCGGCCUCCUCGCCCGCCUCCAGCGCCCGCAACUCCUCCUACCACAGCGUCUUCUUCACCUCCUUCUCCACCCCCACCCCCAAACCCUACCACAUACCCCUCGCCCAGCAGCUCCCCGCAUCCGGUUCCCCCUUCUUCCUCGCCGUCCACAACGAGACCUCCUCCAGGAAGCCUGCCUCGCCCCGGGGUGGUGAGCUCAGGCUGCUCGACCUGACAAGGCGGGACGCUGCGGCCAUCAUCAACCUCCUCGCGCUGCUCUCGGCCGCACAUGUGCUGGCCAUCCUCGGGUACAUCACCGUGCACUCAAUUGCUCUCGGUACGGUGUUCGCGUCCGUAGCAGGGCACCACCUGCCUGAGCGGCGGCGGGGGUUCUUCCUCUCCGGUGUCGCCAUGGGCACCAGGCGGCUCACUGGGUUCGCAUUCCUGCGGUGGGCGACUCGGGAUGCGGUUGUGCAGAUGCUCUGCCUCUGGUUCUUUGCUGAUGUGCACGACCAGGCGCAGCUCUUUAGGCUCUUUGUUGUCGCCAAGCUCAUGCCUUUCUCGGCGUCUGCCAACCCGUGGCUUGCUGCAGCCGUUUCUGGCCCAGAGCUCGAUGGCUUCUUCAUUGCGUGGGCUCUUCUGGAUGCAGUUGUCUCCGUGUUGUUCACGGUGGUGCCAUGGGUGGUCGCCAUGGAUCGUGAUCCGCGCCCGCCUGGCCGCAAUGCUGUCAAGGAAGGCUGCUACCUUGUUUCGCUUAUGGCAACCGAUGCCACAUUGAUCAAGUGCUGGGAGACAGUGGUGUGUGGCAGUAUGGGGCGCCUCAUUAUGGUGACAUUUGGUGGCAAAGUUCUUGGCGGCUUCCUCCACUCGUUUGCGGAGGUGUACUUCAUGGUGGUGUGGCUCAUGUUCUACUUCACGGCAAGGUGCAAGGAGUCCCGAUUGGGUGGUCGUCAGUUUGGACUGGAGGAUGUGGCAGCUGCUCUCAAUUGAUUCUUGCAAUGACGAGCUGACAUGGCCACAUCACUGUUUGACAUGGAGACAAACCUGCUCUGCUUGUCAACGCAUGAAGAAAGGUAUAUUUCAUGCCUCAUAGUGUUCAUUCAUGGCACAUGACUCAUCUUGGGCUCUUGGCAGGGUGUAGGUUUUUGUAGUUCUCACGGUCUUCCUAUUUGUGCUUGGAUGAUAUAUGAUUCACACUAGGGAUAGAGAACGUGAAAAUGCAUGUAUGUACAGUUUUUGCCCUCUGUGUGCAAUCAUGUAUAGUCACACCAUUUGGCAUACUAGAAGGGUUGUUUGGCUCCCUUUCCAUGGGAUGUAAGAUGGAUAGUGUUGUAGCUUCAAGAUGACGAGUGAACUACAGUCCUGUGGUGGGCUAGCACAGCAGAACUUCCAUUGCGGAGCUGAAACUUGUGAUGUUGUAGGUUCGCACAUUAGUUAUUAUCUGUUGAUAUCCGUCAUUUUAGACCUGUUUCGAUUGACAGGUUACUUUGCUUU